CUUCCGUCCGUCAUCAUUAUUUUUCUUUUCCACGCGUUUGACAGUUCGUCAUCAUCUUUUGGUGUGAUUCGGAGACGAUUUCUGUGUUUCUUCAUCGCCACAGGUUGUGUGAAAUUUUAAGGAUGUCUCUGGGUCCGUUCUUCCGUUCUCCCUUCACGGAUUUGACCGCAUCGAUGGUCAACUUCCAGCAGUACGACAAGUGCGGCGAACUGGAAAUGGCAUCGAUCGACUGUCUGGAGGCGUACGGAACGGUCAAGGGAGCCGAAAAGUGUGCAAACAUUUUGGCCGAUUUCCAGGAGUGCGCCUUCAUGCAUCUGCAGAUGAAGCGAUUCCAGGCUAUGCGUUUGGAGAGACAUCGCCAAGGACUGUUGGGUGAUCGGAAGUCCAGUGAAUACUAUGCCAAGGCGCCACGCGUCGAUGCUUAUUAGGCUGAUCGAACGAAUAUCCGUUGCUGUAAUAAACUAAUUCGUGAAUUGAGUAACAUUUAAUGUAUAUUAAUUAGCAAGGAAAAUAACAUUAUCCAAAAAAGA
Molecule: messenger RNA, 530 nt
Organism: Aedes aegypti (yellow fever mosquito)
Lineage: Eukaryota; Metazoa; Arthropoda; Insecta; Diptera; Culicidae
Gene: ND-15
Exons: 3
Coding region: 123-428 (101 amino acids)
Source: RefSeq, a predicted model, not a curated record